AUGCGUGGAGAUCCUUCCUCUGCGCUCCUGGAAGUCCUAGAUCCAGAGCAAAACAACAGCUUCCGGGACCACUACCUGGAUGUUCCUGUGGACCUGUCCAACAUCCUUUUCCUUAGCACGGCCAACGUCCUGGAGACCAUCCCAACGCCAUUGCUGGAUCGGAUGGAAGUCAUCAGAAUUGCUGGCUACGUGUUCGAAGAGAAGCUUGUGAUUGCCAACAAGUGCCCACCUAUGACUGUACAUGUCUACACACAGGUGAGGGGCUCUGAAAUACGUAGCAGAAAUCCAAGAGACAGUGCCAACUCAAGAGGCGGGCUGGAUUCAUGUGUCGCCACAUAUUGGGUGAUGUUCACGAAGUGA
Molecule: messenger RNA, 360 nt
Organism: Symbiodinium pilosum
Lineage: Eukaryota; Dinophyceae; Suessiales; Symbiodiniaceae
Source: the annotation of a GenBank genome assembly